Molecule: messenger RNA, 1251 nt
Organism: Henningerozyma blattae CBS 6284
Lineage: Eukaryota; Fungi; Ascomycota; Saccharomycetes; Saccharomycetales; Saccharomycetaceae
Product: acetate uptake transporter family protein
Exons: 1
Coding region: 1-1251 (416 amino acids)
Cellular component (GO): plasma membrane
Molecular function (GO): acetate transmembrane transporter activity
Source: RefSeq, a predicted model, not a curated record
AUGACAGACUCGACUGAUACUACAGAACAAUCUUCCUCAACAGUUUCUUCGCCCAAUAGACAUUCACUAGUGUCAAGUGUCAUUGAUGAAGAAGAAAAUUCAACAAAAGAACAAAUUCCUUCCAAGAAAAACGGUUCCAAGAAAAAAAGACAUUUACCAAGACAUUCUCACCGAAAUCAUAAAAACCGUCAUGCAAGACAUCAUCAUGCAUCUUCAAAUAUAGAUCCAGAUGAUGCCAUGUAUGAGGAUGGUUCGGAUAAUGAUGUAGAUAAUAAUCAAAGCCAUAGAUCAAAUAGAUCUUCUGGUUUCUCCAUAUACGAUGAUGACUAUAAUGAUGAAGAUGAUGACGAGUAUUCUUCUUCUGCUUCCACAAGGCAUUAUAGAGGUACUAAUCUAUCGAGAAGGAUGACUGAAGAUGAAUUGAUAAGAGGUAUACCCAUUUAUACUAGUACUACAAACCCAAAUGAUUAUGUAAUAUUAGGGAAAAGAAAAUAUUUGAAAUCAGAAUUAAGAGAAGCAUUUGGUGGUACUUUGAUGCCAGGGGUAGCACCUCCAACAACUCAUAAGUUUGGUAAUCCAGUUCCAUUAGGUCUUUCCGCAUUCGCAUUAACCACUUUUGUACUUUCAUUCUUUAAUGCAAGAGUUAAACAUGUAGCAACUCCAAAUAUGGUAGUUGGAUUAGCAAUGUUUUAUGGUGGAUUGGUUCAAAUCAUUGCUGGUAUUUGGGAAAUUGCUCUUGAAAAUACCUUUGGUGGAACCGCUUUAUGUUCAUAUGGUGGAUUUUGGAUGAGUUUUGGUGCCAUUUUCAUCCCUUGGUUUGGUAUUCAAGCUGCAUAUGAAGGUCAUCCAAGAGAAUUCGAUAAUGCUUUAGCCAUUUUCUUAUUGGCAUGGUGUAUAUUCACUUUUGGUUUGGCAGUUUGUACAGUGAAAUCAACAGUGAUGUUUUUUCUAUUAUUCUUUUUAUUAGCCAUCACAUUCUUAUUAUUAAGUUUAGGAAGUUUUUGUAAUAGUCCAGGUGUGACAAGAGCAGGUGGUAUUCUUGGUAUAAUUGUAGCAGUAAUCGCUUGGUACAAUGCAUUUGCCGGUUUAGCUACAGAGGAAAAUUCAUAUAUUGUAGCUCAUCCAUUACCUUUACCGGGAAAUGAAAAAUAUUUCCAUUUAAAAAUUAAUAAAAAUGCAAAAAAUAACAAGCCGUUGGAAUUUAUUCAUGAUAAAUCAGUGGAUGAUAUGGAAACUUUAGCUGGACAAUAA